UGUCUACUAAAGGGAAACCUCCUUUAACUUCAGGUUAUGGCCACUAGAGGUCUUUUACUUUCAUGUUAGCUGCUGUUCAGUUUGUACUGCCUUUUUUUUUAUUUAUUUAUUCCUGCGUGAGCAGAUCUAGUACACUUCUUGCAUAUAAACAGUGACAAUUACAAUAUAAAAGACCUAUUAUAGCUUAUUUUGGAGUAACAUUAGAGCUAGUGAGAGGCUUAUCUACUUUGUAAGACUAAGAAGACAUUUCCUGUGGGUACACUCAAAGCUUUCAGGAAAUAUGUCAUUCUGCAUUUGCUGGUUAUUCAGAUUGGACCACUCUUCUGAUGCCAAAGUAUUUACAAGACUUUCCCAGAUGACACAGUACCUCGGAUACAGUUGGCCUGUUCGCAAGAACUGAAGUAACGACUACACAUAGUAAUGCUUCUUACUGAACCCUGCUUGAUGCUAUGUUUUUAUCUGGUCACAAGUGGCUACAUUAUUUUGAAGUGUUAGUUUAACUUUCAAUAGUAAAAACACGGCUGAAGAGGAAAAUUUUCUUAAGAAAGCAAUUCAGUUUGUUAUUAAUUAAUAUAAUUUCAUCAGUAAAACUAUGCAUUGGAAAUGAAAGUGCCCCCAGAAUUUGCAACGUCUGUUUAGUCAGGACGCAUUUAAGACGUAUGACUAAUCUGUCAUAUGAAAAAAAAGCUGGAUUGCUAUAAUGAAGAGGUGACUGACAACUAAGAGCCAUUGGGAAAGCCAUAAGACACAAUGUGACCUUUAAAUGAGUUAACUGUAAGCAUAGCUGUCUAUUGCAAUUCCGUAAAAUGAAGAAUCGUGUUUGCUUCAGAAGACUUUCUGCAUUUUCCAGCUGCAAUAAAUCUUCCUUUACAUUUUAUAUACAAUAUCUUUACCUUAGUGUUCAAUCUAAUGAGCAACUAAAUUUGAAAAAGAACAAGAAGAAUGAAAUGCUUAUCUUGUUCAUUAGCAAGGUGUUCAUUUGAAUCUAAGGUAUACAAUCAUAUGACAGAGUUCAAAUGACAAAUGUAAUGUGCUUCUUUGCGACCCAUUACUUGCAGACUUUAAAUUGUGAUUCAAUGGCCCAGCAAAACAUGAAAGUGCGCCCGGUGCUACUGAAGAGAAACAGUCUGGAUUCAUUUGAUUUUAUGAGACAGCCACAUCACCGCAGAAGCAAAUCUCAGCAAGUUCGUUUCAAGGAUGAUGGUAUCAACACAAAGACAGUGGAUGUCACUGAUGUGGAUAAUAAUCCUGCCCAAGACAUUGCAUUAAUGAUUGAAAAUACAGAAAUAUCUCAACAACACAAAUUUUUGUUACAACCUCCAUCUUUUCCAAAGGCUCAGAAGGGGCUUCAGAAUAUUGCCAUACAAACAUCUCCUAGCCUCAGGAAACACUUCCCUGUUUUUAGAAGAAAAAAGCUGCUGGUAAGCAAAUCACUAACAGAAAUGCCAAGUGAGACUAAAGACUGCAUGCCAGUAAAUGACAAUCUUUCUGAACAAGACAUUAUGUCUUCAGACUUCUGUUACUUAAGAAUAAGUAGCCAUUUGGAAGAUGGAUUCAGGAUUAGUAAAGCGGAUGGUCAGUCAAGUCAAAGACUGCCAGAAGCACAAAAAAAUGGACAUAUCCAAAUCCAUGAUUCCUCAAUAACAGAAAAGACAACUGCUUCUACACAGGUGCCUGAAUACAUUCAUGUGAAUUUUCCACAAAACAGUGAUACUUCCAUGGAUGCAUCAGACACGACCAUGAAUUUAAAUAAUUUACUGCAUUCUUCUAAUUCUUCUACUAUCAUAAAUAGUAAUGAAAACAAUGAAACCAGCAUGCUGUCAUCUAUUCCUGAAAAAAUAUACCCUUGCCUAAGUGAUUCCACUAACGGCAAUGAUUGUAAUCCUCAUUCUGACUCUUGUGAAACAGCUAACAGUGAUCCCGAGUUGCUUGUAGUCAGCAAAGACACAAGCAGUAAAGAAACUACUCCAUUAUCACCUCCAUCGAAUCAAAGUUCAUCUCCUUGUUUCCUCAGAAGCUAUCUACAGACAGUAGAGAAUAAAACAGAUUCCAGCUGUGUGACAGUAACAAAUGAUGAUCACACAGUAAUGUCAUCGACCAGCAGUAAUGCAUCAAAAUCCGUUUCUUCAUUUAGUACUGAAACUGAGAAAAAUUCUACUCUGUCUGAUGUUUCCCAAUGUAAUGGCUCUUUAGAAGGAUUUCACACGAAGUCUUAUCUGCCAAGGAAUGAAAUAAAACCACACAUCAACAAAGAGAUUAGUGAAAUAAAUCAAAUUCAUUUGACACAUGGUGAACUAUGUGCUCUACAAGGCAAGCUGCAGUCUGUAGAGGAAUCCUUGCUGUCAAACCAGGAGAAGAUUAAAGUCCUUUUGAAUGUAAUUCAAGACCUUGAAAAAUCCAGAGCCCUCAGUGAAGGGCGCAACUUCUACCACACUGGUCAAGACCUCAACAACUGCAGCACGUGUCAGAACACCGCAUGUAUAAUUUACAGUGUAGAAUAUGACUUCAGACAACAAGAAGGAAGAUUUCAACAGAUUUUGAAAAGGCUGGAUCAUGCAGAGCAAAAUCCAGCUUCAGGUUCGCCUCAGAAGCCGUCAUUUGAUCGUCCACUUCACGAGAAAAAGGAGUUGAGAAAGAAAACAAAAAAGGUGAAAAAAAAAUGCUUCUGGUGGAUUUGACUUCCUUACAGAUCUUAAACUGAAACAAUUUUUAUAUUUCAAAUGACAGUAGAGCAAAAACAGGUUUGGAAGCACAGAACUGAAAAUACACUACUAUGAAAUCGCUAAAGAAUAUUUAAUUGAGUAUCAAAUCAGAAGAAUUAUAUCACUGAAUAAAGACACAUGAAGAGACUGUUUCUGAAGAAGAAAUUUAAGUUUUCUUCUUUUUUUUUUCCUGUGAUGCUCACAUUCUUUGUAAAGACAUUUUUGUUCAAGUUUCAAAAAAAAAAAAAAAAAAAAACAA
Messenger RNA from Tympanuchus pallidicinctus (lesser prairie-chicken), 2961 nucleotides. RefSeq names its product inhibitory synaptic factor family member 2B (gene INSYN2B). The record is from RefSeq and is a predicted model, not a curated record. The transcript has 4 exons. NCBI's taxonomy places the organism in Eukaryota, Metazoa, Chordata, Aves, Galliformes, Phasianidae. Bases 1017 to 2678 code for a protein of 553 amino acids. Gene Ontology annotation, cellular component: postsynaptic density. Gene Ontology annotation, biological process: inhibitory postsynaptic potential.